AUGGUGCGGACCGCGAAGGAAGCCCUUAGCUGGAUUUCAGAAGGGGACUGGGAGUUCCGUCUCGCCCGGUUCCUCCUGACCUACAGGAUGACGCCUAACCCCAUCACAGGUCACAGCCCCGCCGAACUGCUAAUGGGCCAGCACCCGAUAAUGCUGCUGGAUCGACUGCACCCCGACCGGGCACCGGGCUCGAGGAGGUUGACCGAACAGCGGGAGGCUUCGAGGGGGUUCUUCCCAGGGGACCCAGUGUUCCUCUGGAACUACAGGUCCGGACCCCCUUGGAUAGCGGGCCGUGUCAAGGGUUCAGUCUCCUAUGAGGUGUCAACAGAGGAUGGUCGACUUCUGCAGAGACACAUCGAUCAACUGCGGAGGCAGCAACUCCCGGAGCCGCCCCCCCCCCAGUUGACGACCGGGACGGGCGUUCCCAUUCAGGAACCCGACAUCCCAGCCAAAACCCAUCCCAGCGAAGAGGCUAUGCCAGGCGGCUCUCUUCCGGAGGGAAUCGAACCUAUAGCCCGACAGCCGGCCCCACAACUGGCGCAGCCACCCCUUGGCUGUGUGGCGCAACCACACAGCCAAGCAGCUGGAACCAGAGCAGUGCUACCUAAAGAGCUGCUGAUUCAAGAUGUUCUUAGUACAUACAAGGAGAUUUUCCUGCAGUAUUUAAACAAAGCAAGAAGUCUUGUAAAUGAAAAGUAUGCUGGGAUUGAACCAUUGCAACUCAUAGCGUUAACAGUUGCUGCUACCCUUCUGGUGGUAUGGCUAUAUACAUUCAUCACCCAACUAGAUGAUAUAAAGUUACGAGCUAAAAAAUGGUUCUUCAGAACAGUACGAAAAUUGCCUAUUAUUGGCCCUGUGAUACAGAAGAAGUUGAACAAGGCUUUGGAUGAUGUGGUUUCUUUUUUGCCUUUUCUGAACUCUGGAAAGCCAUAUGUCCUAACACUGCCUGCCAAAGGCCUGAGUCAACCAGAAGUAUUACAGAAGUUGAAGGAGUACAGCUCAGCUGGAAAAGUACGCUGGGAAGAUGGCAGGGUUUCAGGAACGGUCUACAGUGGGGAAGACAAACUUACUAAACUGCUAGUGAAGGUCUAUGAGGAAUUUGCAUGGAGUAACCCUCUUCAUCCAGAUGUAUUCCCAGGCGUGAGGAAAAUGGAAGCAGAAAUAGUCAGAAUGACUUGCACACUCUUCCAUGGUGGACCCAGUUCUUGUGGAGUAUUGACCUCUGGUGGAACUGAGAGCAUCUUGAUGGCGUGUAAAGUCUACAGGGACAUGGCUCAUGAAAAAGGAAUCAAGUACCCAGAAAUCCUGGCUCCAGUGAGUGCCCAUGCGGCUUUUGACAAGGCCGCUCAUUAUUUUGGGAUGAAGAUGGUGCACAUUCCAUUGACCAAGAAUAUGCAAGUAGACGUGAAGGCAAUGAAGAGAGCCAUUUCCAGGAACACAGCAAUGCUAGUCUGCUCAUCACCCCAGUACCCUCAUGGGAUCAUAGACCCAAUUGAAGAGGUGGCAGAGCUUGCAGUGAAAUACAAGAUUCCCUUCCAUGUGGAUGCCUGCCUAGGAGGGUUUCUCAUUGUCUUUAUGGAGAAGGCAGGUUUCCCUUUGAAAUGCCAGUUUGACUUCCGAGUGAAAGGUGUCACCAGCAUUUCUGCAGAUACCCACAAGUAUGGCUAUGCCCCGAAGGGCUCCUCAGUGAUAAUGUACAGUGAGAAGAAAUACCGGUACUACCAGUUUUUUGUGUCUACUGACUGGCAAGGAGGGAUCUACGCCUCCCCUGCUGUGGCUGGCUCCAGGCCUGGUGGCAUCAUUGCAGGUUGCUGGGCAACUAUGAUGCACCUGGGAGAAGAUGGCUAUGUGGAAGCCACCAGGAAGAUAAUUUCAACUGCACGGUUCCUUGAAACAGAGUUGCGGAAAAUGGACCACAUCUUUGUUGCUGGAAAUCCUGAGCUAUCUGUGAUCGCUGUUGGGUCUGACACAUUUGACAUAUUUCGGUUGGGAAAUAUGUUAGCGACGGCAGGAUGGAAUUUAACUAUGCUGCAGUACCCUUCAGGUCUCCAUAUUUCCCUAACAUUAUUGCACACAAAACCUGGCGUGGCAGAACAACUCUUGAAGGAUAUCCGAGAGUCCGUUUCUGAGAUCAUGAAGGACCCUAAAGCCAAAACUACUGGUGCGGGUGCCAUCUAUGGCUUGGCACAAGCCAUCCCAGACAGAAGCAUAAUCACGGAUAUUUCUCAUGUCUACUUGGACGCCUUGUACACCACUGAGUCCCGUACUUCUACUGACAAGCUCGGGAAUGGGUCUCCACAACACCACUGAUUCUGCAGUAACUUGUGCCUUCCAAGGAAAGAGAAUGUCUUUUAGCAGGGGCAUGUGGCAGCUCAGUGGCAUCCCUCUGUCUGACAGUGGCACAGACUUCGCAUAAGGGGUGGGCGCUCUGUUUUUUGUGAGUGUUCACAAGCAGCUAAUAGAAAUUUAAUACUAAUUUUAUAUUUUUUCAGGUGAGUGCACACUGCCAUAAACCUGAAAGAAAUAGCCGUAUUCAUGGCUAUUUCAUUCUGUAGUCCCUUGUAACUCAGGUGUUUGUUUAAAAUCUGUUCAUUCCCUGCCACUGUUCCCUUUGAAUCGAUCCUGUACUUCACUCGCCUGCAUUUUGUGUGUUGUAAUGUUGAAUGGUCAACCAUUGAGAAACUUUCUUUCCCUGAGUGAAGGCAAAAAGUAGAGGAAUGGUUUUUCAGAGCAGGAUCUUGAAUACUUUGUUCUGAUGCUUGUAGUCCUGAUUCUUUGUUCCUUUCCUUCCUCUCUCUGGUUUUACUUCCAGUGUCUACCCCUAUAGCCUUGCUGCUUUCUCUGGAGUUUUUACAGUACCGCCUUGUUGAGCUGAGCAAAAUGGUUAUUCAUUCCUUAGUAUGCAAUCUGAAGGGUUUGCACUAAGUUAAGAUGCUGCAGGCAGCAUACUUGGAAAGAUAACUGGGAUUCCUGGGUGCCAGCAUCAUUUGAUGAAGAGCCCGAAUACUAGAGCAGAUUCCAGCUCUGUAAGUGGGAGGUUUUGGAUAAGCAUGGCAACAACAGCUAACUAUUUACCUGCCAUUUUGAGUGCAAAAUGAUCACCUUUAUGUAGCAGUGGUCUCUAUUGUGCUCACUGUUAGGCAUGUUUUCAAAGGGGACUUACAGGUUUGCCUUAAUGCUGAUAGCAGUCCUUCUGGGAUGCCAAAGAUCAGCUGUUGACUGAAACUUCUUGAUGGUACUACACUGAAAAUAGCCUCAGGUACAAUACACUCCACCCUCCAUCAUACAGUGUUGUCCCAGCCAGACCUCUCCAGUUACCCCUCCCUCUUGCAUUCUAACCACGUUAAACUUUGGCCCUUUCAGUCUGCUGGUUUUCUAGAAACAAAGUAAGACUUGAAGUAAGGGGUAGAGUAUAGUUUGAAGUCCGAACUGAACCUAUGUCUGAAUGCCACUAGAUUUGUACUACCUUAUGGAAGCCUAGUACACCCAGAACUGAAGGAGGCGUGACAGAUGGCUUGCUCUCAGCUUGAUGGGUUCAGCACAGGGGGAUUAGUCUUCUUCACCAGUAGUAUAAUAUUUUGUCUUGGACACGCUGAAUGUAAAACAACUUGAAGGCUAUUGUCUGAGUGGAAAGUGAAACCUAAAGGGAACCAUUGUCAUUUAUCUUCUGUAUAACUGAUCCAAGUGGAAUAUACAAGUGUUUCCAUCUUUUGGCAAAA
Gekko japonicus is the source of this 3719-nucleotide messenger RNA. It is a transcript of the gene SGPL1, whose product is annotated as sphingosine-1-phosphate lyase 1. Bases 1 to 2310 code for a protein of 769 amino acids. Gene Ontology annotation, molecular function: pyridoxal phosphate binding; sphinganine-1-phosphate aldolase activity. NCBI's taxonomy places the organism in Eukaryota, Metazoa, Chordata, Lepidosauria, Squamata, Gekkonidae. The transcript is spliced from 15 exons. The record is from RefSeq and is a predicted model, not a curated record. Gene Ontology annotation, cellular component: endoplasmic reticulum. Gene Ontology annotation, biological process: sphingolipid catabolic process; carboxylic acid metabolic process.